GCUUCUGGAAUGCGCACGGUUUUCCUGAUAUCAAUCUUCUCUCGGCACACGACACCCAUGGCGAGGCAUUAUCGAAUGAAAUCGAGGCGGUAGUCUGAGCAUAAACCAUUAUGGACGAGCAGCGAAUUCGUAGUUGCUAAAGGUUGUUUCAAGAUUUUCGGGUGUCGGGGUUUUCUGAGCUGCAGUUUUGGAAUUUUUUACCCCCACAAAAAUUGAGGGAUUAUUUUCUUUUCGGAGAAAUGGAUGCUGAUCCGCGGCAGUACGAGAACAUUGGAAUUAAUGAAAAUGACACCCACAAGAUUGUCCUUUCUUAUCUUGCACACAAUUGCUUCAAAGAUACACUGGAAUCAUUUGUUGCUUGUACAGGGGUCAAGCAACCAGAUGAUCACCCCGAGAACAUGGAGAAAAGGAAAAAGUCACUUGCAGGAAUCUUUCAUUUAGCAUUGGAUGGGAAUGCAUCCAAGGCCAUUGCGUUAACGCAAGAAUUUGCACCGGGCCUGCUAGAGGAAAAUAAGGAUUUGCAUUUUGAUCUCUUAAGCCUUCACUUUGUUGAACUUGUGUGCUCUAGAAAAAUUGCUGAAGCUCUGGGAUUUGCCCAAUCUGAGUUCACCUCAUUUGGUAAAGAGGAGAAGUAUGUUGCAAAGCUUGAAGAUUUCAUGGCCCUUCUUGCUUAUGAGGAACCAGAGAAAUCCCCGAUGUUCCAUCUGUUAAGCUCGGAACACAGACAGCAUGUUGCAGAGAGCUUAAACCGGGCAAUUCUUGCACAUGCUAACCUGCCCAGCUGUUCCGCAAUUGAAAGACUAGUACAACAGACAACAGUUGUUAGACAAUGCUUGAGUCAAGAAUCUGGCAAGGUGUGAAGUUUGCUGUUAAUCUAUUACAAAGAUGGACACCAAACUUUCUCUCUGGAGGAAUUUCUUAAGAGCUAGUCGAGUUCCCGACAGAGAGUGAUGUUGCCUCCUAGGAAAUUCUGGAGAUACAUAUUGCACACUGCUCCGCUGGCUGGAGGUGAUUGUGGCUUGUUGAUUACAAAUGCCUAAUAUUGUACUUUGUUGAGUUGCUCCAUCGUCACAGCCGGCCUGUAUUUCUUCUGUUAAAAAUGUGAAUAUUGUUGUGUUGUCUCUUAUCCUCAACUAGCCAAAUUGUGAUAGUUGAGGUGGUAACUCGAGCCUGUUUACUAGUAGUUGAUUGUUUGAGGCUCAACACCAUAUCAGAUCUGACCUCAUAUAUGUUUGUUGUGAUAGGUUAGAACAACCACGAGCAUUUUUACUUUUACAUGCUGCAAAGGAUUGGUAUCUUACUUACACAAUUGGGCAUAUACACCCUUUUUCUUGCUUUUAUGAUUGCCA
This is a messenger RNA of Andrographis paniculata, 1349 nucleotides long. RefSeq lists its product as uncharacterized. The record is from RefSeq and is a predicted model, not a curated record. Bases 240 to 860 code for a protein of 206 amino acids. Gene Ontology annotation, molecular function: protein binding. Gene Ontology annotation, biological process: cytoskeleton organization; cell surface receptor signaling pathway. NCBI's taxonomy places the organism in Eukaryota, Viridiplantae, Streptophyta, Magnoliopsida, Lamiales, Acanthaceae. Gene Ontology annotation, cellular component: cytoplasm. The transcript is spliced from 7 exons.